Messenger RNA from Verruconis gallopava, 1731 nucleotides. RefSeq lists its product as uncharacterized. Lineage: Eukaryota; Fungi; Ascomycota; Dothideomycetes; Venturiales; Sympoventuriaceae. Gene Ontology annotation, biological process: cellular response to misfolded protein. The coding region runs from base 22 to 1398 and encodes 458 amino acids. Gene Ontology annotation, cellular component: endoplasmic reticulum membrane. The record is from RefSeq and is a predicted model, not a curated record. Gene Ontology annotation, molecular function: Hsp70 protein binding. The transcript is spliced from 3 exons.
GAGCUUGAGCGGGAGGAACUGAUGAGGUCACAGCACCUCAAGACUCGCAUGCCGCGCCAAGCAUCGCGGAAAAGAGGCCAGACCACCACUCCAAGCGUCCGCAGCCACAAGUUCCCUCGCGCAACCCUGAUAACCGAUCCAACAACACUCAAAGAGAAAGCACACAAUCUCAAAAGCCGUGACCCCUCCAGUCACCCACCUCUGCACCUCCGAAAUCCAUUCAAAGUACGGCUGUCGCUAGCAAUCGGUUCCACGCGGCCCCCUCCUUUGCUUUUGUCUUCCAUCUCUAGGGCGGUCUCCGCCAUGUCUGCUAGAGCAAGCGGCAGCGACGCAAAUGCAGCAAAUGGUAGUGCUUCAAGCCGCACACAUGACCACCAUGACGGCAGCUCAGGCCGCGCGUUUACCGUCGAGCAGAAGGCUGCGGUGAUACGGGUGCGGCGCUGCAAACCGACUGCUUUCUACGAUAUACUCGGUCUAGAAGAAGUGCGUGCCACGUGUACGGAUGCGGAAAUCAAGAAAGCGUACAGGAAGUUGAGUUUGCUGACGCAUCCGGAUAAAAACGGGUACGAGGGCGCGGAUGAAGCUUUCAAGAUGGUAUCGAGAGCGUUCCAGAUAUUAUCAGACCCGGACAAGAGAUCGCAGUACGACAAGUUCGGUCACGAUCCGGAUAACAGGUUUGCGAGCGCUUCGGCCGCUGCCAGUGCGUCACCGUUCGCCAAUGGUUUCGCCAGUUCAGCAGCCGGCCCAAGAGGUCCAAUGUUUGAGGCUGAACUUUCACCCGAAGAGCUAUUCAGACAAUUCUUUGCCGGAGGCUUUGGUGGUCCUAUGGCCGGUUUUGGCGGAGGUCCAGGUUUUGUUUUCAAUCUCGGCGGCGGCCCGGGGAUUCGUGUUCAUCAAUUCGGCGGUGCUAGACCGCGCGCCCGACCCGGUGGUGCGAAUGCUCGCGAACAGCCGCAGUCUCUAACUUCCAUACUCACCUCUCUCCUCCCUCUCAUCCUACUCUUCGUCUUUCCCAUACUAAACGGUCUCUUCUCGUCUUCAGGCACCGCAGCUGGACCCCGUAUGGCAUUUGACUCGCCUGUCUCACCUUACACCAAAGCACAUACCUCUAAGACGCUCGGGAUCAAGUAUUACGUAAACCCAUCCGACGUGGCAGACUACUCGUCAAGACAAUGGUCGCAAUUAGACAGUGUGGCAGAGAAGCGCUACAUGCAUCAUUUGGGCAAUCUGUGCGAUUAUGAACAGCAGCAGCGUGGCCAGUUGAUGCAAGAAGCUCAGGGAUGGUUUUUCCAGGACACAGAGAAGAUGGAACGGGCAAACAAGAUGCCGAUGACACGAUGUGCAGAGCUGAACAAGUUAACGAGAAAGACGCAGCAACAGAGCGGCUUUAGCUGGUAAUCACGUUGUGUGUUUUUGCGUUGUGAAUGCCUCCUGAACCUCUCAACGUCGUUUGUUUGGGAGAGGUUUCUCUUUUUUACUACUUCCCAUGGAUGAGUUCAAGCGGUUUUGUCAUUUUGCAGACCUGAUGCAGCCAAUCCAUUGUUCUAAUUAUCAACUCUUGUGCCACCGGUUCGACGUCGCUCUAGAAACAAACGUUUUCUUUUCCUGUUUGAGUCUCAAGGCAUGACGAAUAGCGGGCACAGUGCCUCCGCUAUUCCAUUUAUUUCUCGGCAUUGUUUGCGUCUUUAUUUGGGGCAGCUGAUAAUAUGAUUUAGCGAAAUGUGAGGAGCC